This is a messenger RNA of Dendrobium catenatum, 1059 nucleotides long. Its product is annotated as thioredoxin-like protein AAED1, chloroplastic. The transcript has 7 exons. Lineage: Eukaryota; Viridiplantae; Streptophyta; Magnoliopsida; Asparagales; Orchidaceae. The coding region runs from base 60 to 866 and encodes 268 amino acids. The record is from RefSeq and is a predicted model, not a curated record. Gene Ontology annotation, molecular function: antioxidant activity.
UCCAAGGUUCGGUGACCGUACUUAAUAAUUAAUUUCUCCAAGCAAGGACAUGCAGAAAUAUGGCGCUCGCUCCUUGGAACUCCGUCUUGGCUCCGCCCCGCAGUCUCAUUGCUUCUCCUCAACCACUCCCUUUCUUCUCUCUCUCCCUUCCCGUUUCUUCAUCGACGUGCUUUCUGUUGGCGGCCAAAAGGACCGACGUGGCGAUGGGUACUUCUUUCUCUUUCAUCGCUAGUGCUUUUUCUUCUUCUUCUUCUUCCUCUUCGUCGAACCUUUCCACCGCCGGAUUCGACGAAACCGCCGUGGAUGCUCUUGGGAAUGUCCAGGUUCUUACCUCCUCUACCGGGAAGCCGGCGUUCCUUAAGGAUUUAUGGGAUCAGAAGGAGGGAAUAGCUGUGGUUGCACUUCUGAGACAUUUCGGAUGUAUUUGUUGUUGGGAACUUGCUUCUGAACUAAAGGAAUUGAUACCAAGGUUUGAUGCUGCUGGAGUCAAAUUGAUUGCUAUUGGUGUCGGUAGCCCUGACAACGCUCGUAUUCUUGCCCAACGGCUACCAUUUCCGUUGGAUUAUCUUUAUGCAGACCCAGAUCGGAAGGCUUACGAUGUUUUGGGCCUGUAUCAUGGUUUAGGCCGUACCUUCUUUAAUCCAGCCAGUACCAAAGUUUUCUCAAGAUUCAGUUCAAUUCGAAAAGCUGCAGCUAACUACACUAUUUCAGCGACACCGGACGAUAAGAGCAGUGUUCUGCAGCAGGGUGGGAUGCUUGUAUUCAAAGGAAAAGAAUUGUUGUAUGCUAGGAAAGAUGAAGGAACAGGUGACCAUGCACCUUUGGAAGAAGUCCUCAAUAUUUGCUGCAAAGUUCCAGUUGCAUGACAAUAAAUUUUUACAACAUGUAUAGAUAGUAAGAAGUCCAAUAAUUCAACUUUUAUAAGCAAAUGCACAUAAAUUUGUAUUAUUGAUAUUUCUAUGCUCAUGUCUUCAACUUGUAUGAAGCCGAUUCUGUGGUUUUAAACAUUACUAGUGCAUUGAAAUGCUGAAAUCCCACUGCCUUAUGUUGCCUGUUAAA